AUAGCCCGAAGACAGACCUAGCGGCCCGCGAACAGAGCUCUCUCACUCACCAACAGAACGGAGGCUGCGGCGGCGGCGGCGGCGGCUGAGAGAUUUCGCAUCGGCGGCGGCGCGCGUGAAGGUUUCUUUCUGUUAGGUCAUCACAAGGAAAAUGGCAAGCAGAGCAGGUGGAGACGGCAAAGAACCCAUAAAUGAGCAAGUAGUUGCAAACACUUAUGCCAACAUGCGCACUGAAAUGAACCAACUUUACACCAAGAUCACGGAGCUGGAAAUGGAAGUCAGUGAGCACUCCCUCGUGAUUGGCGCGAUAGAGCCCCUGGACCCCACAAGGCGAUGCUACAGAAUGAUCGGCGGAGUCUUGGUUGAGAGGACCAUCAAGGAAGUCUUGCCUGCCGUGAACCGCAACAAGGAGGGCCUUGAAGAGGUCGUCGCUCGCAUGAAGGAGGCUCUGGAGAGGAAAAAGAAAGAGAUCACCGAGUUUGAGCUCAAGUACAAGAUCAGGAUCCGGAAGGGCGAUAACAGUGCCGAGGAAGAAGGCAGCAUGAAGGAAGCCUCUGCGCAGGGUGUUCUUGUUGGCCCUGCAGGCCAGUAGAGCAGAAUGACAGGACAAGGAGGCUUGCAUAGUUCAUUAUCGAAGACUCUGUACCAGAUGUCAACCUGACAUAGUGAUUGUGUGUUUCUGGGUGCAGAUUGCUCGUUACUGCCGAAUCCUCGUGUGUAAAACUAGAGAUUGUGCUGGAUCAGAACUUUGUUGGUAACUACAGAUUUUUCUCAGACUUCUGCGUCCUUUAUCAAUUGUCAUCCUUCUGUUUCCGUGCCUCAGAAUUUUCCUUGUGUUGAUGACAUGCUUUGAUUCAAGAUGAAUUUCAUCGAAAUUUUACGGCA
Messenger RNA from Hordeum vulgare subsp. vulgare (domesticated barley), 885 nucleotides. RefSeq names its product probable prefoldin subunit 2. Gene Ontology annotation, molecular function: protein folding chaperone. Lineage: Eukaryota; Viridiplantae; Streptophyta; Magnoliopsida; Poales; Poaceae. Gene Ontology annotation, cellular component: prefoldin complex; cytoplasm. Bases 152 to 592 code for a protein of 146 amino acids. The record is from RefSeq and is a predicted model, not a curated record. The transcript is spliced from 2 exons. Gene Ontology annotation, biological process: protein folding.